UUAAGUGCUAAGCAUGGAAAAUAAUUUAUACUGUUCGUGUCAUACUCAUUUCCUUCUGGCCUGCUCUAUUGUAUGGAUCCAAAAUUUUCACAGAGAUAGUGGCCUAGAAAUAACCUGAGCAGCAAGUUCUGUGUUAAGUAUGAAAGUUAUUCCGAUCUCCUUCCACAUAUUAAUUAUUUUCGCUGGAAAAGAACAUUCAUCCGGGCUCUAGGAGUUGGCAAGUGAAAUUCCCAGUGCAGAAACAGCAGCUUUUUAACUUUCAAAAGACAGCCAACAAAGAGUGUCUUCUCUAAAUUGAUCAACCCAAGUUCCAAUUCAAGACCACGCAGAGGGCAGAGGAAGGAAUAGCGAAGACAGGAUAGAAAAGAUGCUGGAAGACAAAGGUUCAAAUGACGAAGAAACACUAUCCAAGCCUCUAUUAUCAGAGGUCACUGAUGUUAGGGAAGAAGGACAAGAACACACAAGAAUUAACGCUGUUUAUGGGUGGUGGAGCAAAGUCUUGGACCCGGAGGAGGCCAAGAACCAACUCAUGUUUUCACUACCUAUGAUUCUCACAAACGCGUCAUAUUACUUAGUCGCUUUGGUUUCUGUCAUGUUCGCCGGUCACCUUGGUGUCCUUCAGCUUGCUGGCUCCACUCUAGCCAACUCGUGGUUCAGUGUCACCGGCGCCUCCGUUGUGGUUGGGUUAAGUGGGGCACUAGAGACAUUAUGCGGGCAGGGAUUUGGAGCAAAAGAAUUUGAAAUGUUGGGAAUCUAUCUUCAAGCCUCCUGCAUCAUAUCCCUUAUCUUCUCCAUCAUUAUAUCCAUCUUUUGGUGCUACACAGAAUCUAUCUUUAUCUUGCUUCAUCAAUCUCAAGACAUUUCAAGCACCGCUUCUCUAUAUAUGAAGUUUGUUAUCCCAGGGUUAUUUGCAUAUGGAAUCCUUCAAAACAUAUUGAGGUUCCUUCAAACGCAAUCUGUUGUGUUGCCAUUAGUGGUCCUCUCAGCUCUUCCACUGAUGGUUCAUAUUGGCAUUGCAUAUGCCUUAGUCCAUUUGACAUCUUUGAGCUUUAAGGGUGCUCCGAUUGCACUUUCCAUCACUUGUUGGGUAUCCAUGUUUUUGUUGGGACUGUAUGUGAUGAAUGCGAAGAAGUUCAAGCACACUUGGAAAGGGUUCUCUUUUCAUUCAUUUCAUUACAUCCUUUCUGUCUUGAAACUAGCUCUUCCCUCUGCUGCUAUGGUAUGCUUGGAGUUCUGGGCCUUCGAGAUUUUGGUUUUCUUAGCUGGAUUACUGCCAGAUUCAGAAAUAACCACUUCAUUGAUCGCCAUAUGUGUCAACACAGAAUCCAUUGCCUACAUGAUUUUUUAUGGUCUGAGUGCAGCAGCGAGCACUAGGGUUUCCAAUGAGCUGGGGGCAGACAAUCCAGAAAGAGCCAAGCAUGCCAUGGGUGUGACUCUGAAGCUCUCUAUCUUUCUUUCCUUGUGUGCUGUUGUAGCACUUUCACUUGGUCAUGGCCUCUGGAUUGAACUAUUUAGUAGCAGUUCUGUAAUCAAACAAGAGUUUGCUUCCAUGGCACCUCUACUAGCAAUUUCUAUACUACUUGAUUCUGUACAAGGCAUCUUAUCAGGGGUGGCUAGAGGAUGCGGUUGGCAACACUUAGCUGUAUAUGUCAACCUCGCAACUUUUUAUCUCAUUGGUUUACCAAUAUCUUGGCUCCUUGGAUUUAAGUCCAAACUACGUGCGAAGGGCUUAUGGAUUGGGUUGAUUUGUGGGCUGGCAUGCCAAACUCUAGCUCUCCUAUUCCUCACAAAGCGUGCCAAAUGGACUAAACUGAGUGUAUGAGAGACGGAAGGGAAAAAAAUACCAGCAACCCACUUUUGUUUUAACUUGGCAAACAUGUUAACUUGUUUCAAUUCACCGCAAGCAUCAUUUUGGUGGUAGUAAGUUUCCGUCUUGUCCGAUAAUUAUGACACCAUUGCUGAAGGCGCAAGUAAGAUUGUUAUCAAUACUGAGCCUUGAAGUUGCAAAUCUCAUGGGACAGUAAGGACUUCUGAGCAUAAAGUUGGAAGAGAUA
Molecule: messenger RNA, 2054 nt
Organism: Neltuma alba
Lineage: Eukaryota; Viridiplantae; Streptophyta; Magnoliopsida; Fabales; Fabaceae
Product: protein DETOXIFICATION 18
Exons: 8
Coding region: 368-1822 (484 amino acids)
Biological process (GO): xenobiotic detoxification by transmembrane export across the plasma membrane
Cellular component (GO): membrane
Molecular function (GO): antiporter activity; xenobiotic transmembrane transporter activity
Source: RefSeq, a predicted model, not a curated record